Messenger RNA from Triticum turgidum subsp. durum (durum wheat), 828 nucleotides. Lineage: Eukaryota; Viridiplantae; Streptophyta; Magnoliopsida; Poales; Poaceae. The record is from the annotation of a GenBank genome assembly.
AUGGAGAGGAUCCAGAGCAGCAACAGCAACAGCGUGAGGAACCAUUUCGUCCUGGUUCACGGCCUCUGCCACGGGGCGUGGUGCUGGUACAAGGUGAUCGUGGCGCUCGAGGCCGCGGGGCACCGCGUCACGGCAGUCGACCUCGCCGCGUCCGGCGCCCACCCAGCGCGCAUCGACGAGGUGCACUCGUUCGAAGAGUACUCUCGGCCGCUGCUCGACGUGGUGGCCGCAGCUCCCGAGGGUGGCAGCGAGAGGCUGAUCCUUGUCGGGCACAGCCACGGCGGCCUCAGCAUCGCGCUAACGAUGGAGAGGUUCCCCGGCAAGGUCGCCACGGCCGUGUUCGUGGCAGCCGCGAUGCCGUGCGUUGGCAAGCACAUGGGCGUCACAACCGAGGAGUUCAUGAGAAGAGCAUCAUCGGAAGGACUGCUCAUGGACUGCGAGAUGCUGGCAAUCAACAACAACCAGGGUGUAGGUGUUGCAAUCAUAGUGGGCCCAGACUUCUUAGCUCACAAGGGUUACCAGCAAAGUCCACCUGAGGAUUUGGCCCUGGCAAAAAUGUUGGUGAGGCCUGGAAACCAAUUCGUGGAUGAUCCAGUGAUGAAGGACGCAGGGCUGCUCACCGAACGCAACUAUGGGUCGGUGAAGAAGCUAUACGUGGUUGCCAAGGCAGAUGUUUCCAGCACUGAGGAGAUGCAACGCUGGAUGGUGGUUCUGAGCCCUGGAACGGAAGUCGAGGAGAUUGCAGGAGCUGACCACGCCAUCAUGAGCUCCAAGCCCAAGGAGCUAUGUGAUGUCCUGGUCAAGAUAGCCAACAACUUCAAUAUUUAG